AUGUGGAGUUCGAAUUGUAGACAAGACAAAGAAAUAUGGUUUGCUGAUAUGAUAGGAUAUAAAAAAGAAUAUGAAAUACACGGAAGAAUAAUGUAUGAUAAAAAAAGUAUAAAUUAUUCCAUAUCUAUUCCAGGUAAACAUAAAAAUUGUAAGAAAAAAAUAUAUUUUAUGGUUGGAUCUGGUAUUACAAAAGGCGCAUUACGACAUUUUAAACAUAAAUGUAUUGCAUUUUUUAAAGUUGAUAGAAGGAAUAAUCUCUUAAAAUCGAUUUAUAAUCCAUAUCCAGAAUUAGAAAGAUUAUUUUAUUGA
This is a messenger RNA of Scutellospora calospora, 309 nucleotides long. NCBI's taxonomy places the organism in Eukaryota, Fungi, Glomeromycota, Glomeromycetes, Diversisporales, Gigasporaceae. The record is from the annotation of a GenBank genome assembly.